AUGGAGGAGGUUUCGGCAGCCUCCAUCUCCUUCUCGGCUCCCUCUUCUUCUUCGCCGUGCGCGGAGCGGCGGCCCCGUGGCCUGCUCGGGUUGGAGCAGACGCCGGCUGGCGGUGGCGGCGACCCUCCGACUUCCUCGGACGAGCAGCCCCUUCGCCCUCAGAGAGACCGAGUCUCCCAGUCAUACUUUGGAGACAAGAGUUCCUAUGCAGAAAACAUUAGCACAGUGAAUUUGACAAGCUCUUCUUCAAACCGAGCUCUACAUAUUUCUCGAGUACGAAAAACACCUCUCUCAACUACUAGGACAGGGUGCAGAAACGGGACUCCUUUUAUGGGAUAUUCAGUUACAUCGUCUUCAGUCUCUGCUCACAAUGCUGCAUCUGUUAUUGUGGCUGUAAUAGAAGGGAGAGGUCUUGCCAGAGGUGAAGUGGGUAUGGCAAGUAUUGACUUAAAAAAUCCAGAAGUUGUGGUAUCUCAGUUUGCAGACAAUACAACAUAUGCCAAGGUUAUCACUAAACUCAGAAUUUUAGCACCCUUGGAAAUCAUUAUGUCAAAUACUGCAUGUGAUACAGGAAAUGCAACAAAAUUGUUCAGCUUGAUAACAGAAAAUUUCAAGAAUGUGACUUUUACUACAGUCCAAAGAAAAUACUUCAAUGAAAUGAAAGGCUUGGAAUAUAUUGAGCAAUUAUGUACACCUGAGUUCAGCACUGUUCUGAUGGAAGUUCAGUCCAAAUACUACUGUCUGGCAGCUGUUGCAGCUGUGCUGAAGUAUGUUGAGUUCAUACAAAAUUCAGUUUAUGCACCUAAAUCACUUAAGAUUAGUUUCCAUGGAAGUGAGCAAACAGCAAUGAUUGAUUCAACGUCAGCCAUAAACCUUGAAUUAAUAACUAACAAUAGGAAUUCUAGGAAUGGACACACUCUUUUUGGUGUUCUAAAUUAUACUAAAACACCAGGGGGAAGUCGGAGACUUCGAUCUAAUAUUCUAGAGCCUUUGAUUGAUGCUGAUACCAUUAAUACAAGGUUGGAUUCUGUUCAAGAGCUACUUCAGGAAGAGGAACUAUUUUUGUGUCUUCAGUCAGUUAUUUCAAGAUUCUUGGACACUGAUCAACUACUUUCAGUUUUAGUUCAAAUUCCAAAGCAGGAUACGGUUAAUGCAUCUGAAUCAAAGAUAACAAAUUUAAUUUAUCUGAAGCACACCCUGGAACUUGUAGAACCUUUGAAGGAUGCUUUAAAAAGCUAUAAAACACCAUUGUUAAAGGCUUACUAUAGUUCUUUGGAAGACAACAGGUUUGGAGUCAUACUUGAAAAGAUUAAAACUGUCAUUAAUGAUGAUACAAGAUAUACAAAAGGAUGCUUGAAUAUGAGAACACAGAAAUGCUAUGCAGUGAAGCCUAAUAUAAAUGAAUUUCUUGAUAUAGCACGGAGAACAUACACUGAGAUUGUGGAUGAUAUUGCAGGAAUGAUAGCACAGCUUGCAGAAAAAUACAACCUUCCUUUGAAAACAAGCUUCAGUUCCGCACGAGGAUUUUUUAUUCAGAUGAGUGCUGACUGUGCAGCAAUACACAAUGGUCAACUUCCUUCAGAAUUUACCAAGAUUACUAAAAUGAAAAAUGUGUAUAGCUUUACUUCACAAGACUUAAUGAAAAUGAAUGAAAGAUGCCAAGAGUCUUUGAGAGAAAUUUAUCACAUGACAUACUUGAUAGUGUGUAAAUUACUGAGUGAAAUUUAUGAACACAUUCAUUGCCUGUACAAACUCUCUGAUGCAGUGUCUAUGCUAGAUAUGUUGCAGUCAUUUGCCCACGCCUGUACGCUUUCUGACUAUGCACGUCCUGAGUUUACUGACACAUUAGCAAUAAAGGAAGGAUGGCAUCCUGUUCUUGAAAAAAUAUCUCUUGAGAAACCUGUUUCCAACAAUACUUACAUCACAGAGGGAAGUAAUUUUAUUAUAAUUACAGGACCAAAUAUGAGUGGAAAGUCAACUUACCUAAAACAGAUAGCCCUUUCUCAGAUUAUGGCACAAAUUGGAUCUUUUGUCCCAGCAGAAUAUUCUUCAUUUAGGAUUGCUGAGCAAAUAUUUACUAGAAUAGGUAUGGAUGAUGAUAUAGAAACAAAUUCAUCAACAUUCAUGAAGGAGAUGAAAGAGAUAGCAUAUAUCAUACAAAAUGCUAAUGACAGAUCACUUAUCAUAAUUGAUGAGCUUGGCAGAGGUACCAGUGCUGAAGAAGGCAUCGGCAUAUGUUACGCAGUCUGUGAAUAUCUUCUUAAUUUGAAGGCAUUUACACUCUUUGCCACUCAUUUUUUGGAAUUAUGUCAAAUUGAUGCCUUAUAUCCCAAUGUGGAAAACAAUUACUUUGAAGUGCAACACGUGAGAAGUAGUUAUGGAAGUAGGGAGAAAAUUGCUUAUACUUAUAUUCUUUCUAAAGGACACACGGAGGAAAAAAACUAUGGACUUAAAGCUGCAGAGGUUUCUUCUCUUCCACCAUCAAUAAUACAGGAUGCCAAGGAGAUCAUAACUCUGAUUUCUAGACAAAUGUCGAAGCAACAAAGAAGUACUCCUGAGACAUUAAAGAAGAAGGCUAUAUAUCACUUAGCAAAUAGAUUAGUUCAAACAGCCCGCAACUCUCGAUUGGAUCCAGACAGUUUGCGAAUAUACCUAAAAGGUCUGAAGAAAAAGUAUGAGACUGAUUGCCUUGCUUCUGAACAAGUACCUACUGAAGACCAGCAAUAAUUUAUACUAUAGUCUGAAGCACUAAUAUAGGUAGAGCCUGAAAAUAUACAUUUUUUAAAAUGGCACGAUA
Messenger RNA from Zootoca vivipara (common lizard), 2797 nucleotides. Lineage: Eukaryota; Metazoa; Chordata; Lepidosauria; Squamata; Lacertidae. The record is from RefSeq and is a predicted model, not a curated record.